CUGAGUGAUAGUGCAUUGUGUUUGUGUUUAUACAAGUGCAUAGUGCAAGUGUUAUCUCAGUGCAAAACCACGGAUUUCCUAUAAAUCACCACCAAUAGUUUUCGGCCAAUGUGCCAAAAAUUAUAGUCAUACCCGCAAUAUUUUAUUAUUGAUACUGCGUUCCAAUUUUAACUAUCGGGGUCGUCGGGACCCGAGUUGUGUUACAAAACUAUUCUGUGUGCUUGUCACAACAUCAGAAUAAUAACACAUACUGAGUACGAUAGUUGAAUUUGAAACGUAGUGUUAGUAAACAAACUAAAAUAUGUAACGGCAGAUCACCGAACUCUCCGACGACGUGCCGCUGUAAAUUAACCUGUGCGAGCUGUGAGGACUUAUAGUGACUGUGCGUCCGUCGUGAUGGAAGACGCCAAACCGGGCGCGGAGGACGCGCCCACAAUUAACAUGUCGGAGCUCGCCGAAGCCAUGCCGCAGCAGCAGCUACCUAUUGAGGGGACAUGGCAGACCGUUGUGGCGCGGAAAGUCAGCAAGAACCGUCGCGCCAAUAAGCGCGCCAAUAGAAAUCGGCGCAAAAGGGAAUCGACUGUGGGGUCGGCUGGUGCAGUGGCCGGUUCGGGUGGCAGUGCCGCUUCAGCGCGCGCGUUACCCAGUGCCGCCUCAGUGCCGGCCGCCUCCACAGUCGAGGCCCCCGGGGACAAGGGGAGUAGCGCUGCGAUUACGCGCGCGGCACCCACUGUCCCGGCGACCACCACCAUCCCGGCGACCACCACCGUCCCGGCGACCACCACCAACACCGCUGGACCUCGACGCCCCACUCCCAGGGGUAGCAGGGGUAAAAGGAGCAGCUAUGCUGCCACCGUCGCGGCGCCGGCCGGUGGGCUUCAGUCCACUGGUGAGCGCAGGCCUGCUGAUGCCGAAUUAACCUCGGCUAAGCGGGUCCGCCCUGACGAGACAAUCUCUCCGAGGGGUGGCGCCAAGCGCGCAAAAGUUGCUCCUGCAGCAGGUCAGGCCCCAACCUACGCCAAUGUCGCGCGGACACACCUGCAUGUCGCCCUCGUCACCGUGCCGGCGCGCAGCCUCACCGAGGACCAGGCCAACGACCUGAAGGUGGCCGUGCAGAAGGUCAUAAUUCAGCAGCUGGACGUCCCGCUGACUGAAACACCCUUCUGCCCUCUCUUCAAGGGAAAACCACACCACAGCCACGGGGCCUUGAAGAUGUGGUGUGAAGACGACGAGACCCUUGCGUGGCUGAAGAAAACGGUCGAGGUGAUGCCAUCGCCUGUGCCUAAUACCAAGCUCGCGGUCAUCGGGCAGUCGGAGCUAGUGCCCAAGGUGAGAGCUGGACUGCUGGUUCCUGACACCUGCACUGACGAGCCGCUGAGCAUACAAAGAACCCUGAUUAGACAAAACAGGAUGUACAACGUGGGGGACUGGACCCUGUACGACCGCCAGAUCCACAAUGGCAAGGACUCCUUCCUCAACCUCGGCAUCCCCAGAUCGGAGGUGCCAAGAAUCAUGGAGCUCGGACGGCAGAUGACGUUUGCAGUGGGCAACAUCUACAUCCGGUUCUUCAACAACGGCGUUCUGGGCAGCCAGCCUCCCGAAGAAAGUGAGGACCCGCUACCAACAGCACCGCUGUGCACCUCCAGCCCCACACCUGUGAGUGCUGCACCAGUCGAGGCACCAACGACCCUGCCGAGCACCUCCAACGAGACGAUGCCUGCUGCGACCCCCGCGGCUCUAUCGUCCUGGAUCGACGGUGGCGGUCAUGACGAAGAAUCGGAUGCUGAUGCGGAGUCGGUGGACAGUGAUGUUCUCCGCUCGCCUCAGUAACCUCUCCGUCAUUCAAACCAACCUCCAGCACAAGCAGAUUGCGGCGGCUACCCUACGCAGGCAGCUGGAGGUCAACACCGGGACCAUCGCCCUGAUCCAGGAGCCGUGGAUCAGGGGAAGCCGUAUCUGCGGUCUCAGCAACAUUGGGGGUAAGUUGUUUUUAAACACCUCUAUUCUUAACCCACGCACGUGUAUUUACAUGCCCCGUUCUGUGGACGCGGUACAACUCACCCAGUUCUGCACGAAAGAUUUAACAGCUGUGUUAGUUCAGAACUUGGUGGGUAACUGUAGUUCAAUUGUACUAGCGUCCGCCUACAUGCCUGGCGAUGGAGAUCCUCCACCCGGUGAGUUGGCGGACCUGGUGCAUCACUGCGAGUCCAACUCCCUAGAGCUGAUCAUCGCUGCGGAUACCAACGCGCACCAUCCGCUCUGGGGCAGUGAAACUCCCAACAGAAGGGGCGAAAACCUGGUAACUUACUUAUUUUCAACAAACCUUAACAUUCUUAAUAUAGGCUCUGAACCGACGUUCGUUUCAUCGCGUUACCAAACAAUUGUUGACGUCACUUUUGCUACUACUGGCGUCACGGACCUAAUUUCGGACUGGCAUGUAUCAAACGAACCAUCCUGUGCCGAUCAUAGAAGAAUAUGUUUUAAACUUCAAGCGAAACCACCGCAAGUCAAACCGCGCCGUAACCCGCGGAAGACUGACCGAACUAAAUACGUUCAAGCACUAACACAAAACUUUCAAACUAUAAACUUUAAAGACAUGUCGCAAUCCACCGCGGCUAUAGAAACCAAUGUUUUGUCACUAACAACAUGUAUAACAACAUCUUAUGAACAAGCAUGUCCACUUGCGUCUCCGCCUACUCGGCCCAGAACCUCCCACUGGUGGGGACCGGAGCUUGAGAGACUGAGACGUAAGAUUAGGAAGCUGUUUAAUAGGGCCAAAAACACUAGACACUAUGCUGACUGGGAGCUAUAUAAAGAAGCUCAAAAACAUUACAAAAAACGAAUAAGAAUCCGCCAAGGAGACUCAUGGCGUCGAUUCUGCGAAAACAUUGAAUCCAACAACGAAGCAGCUAGAGUCCGAAAAAUCUUAGACUGCGGUCAAAAUAAAAACCUUGGCUGCCUAAAAAAAGCCGAUAAAACCUAUACUAACAACGAUAAAGAAACGUGCCAAGUACUCCUUGAAACGCAUUUCCCAGACUGCCGCCUCGUUGAUGAUCUGACCUGGGAUAAUAGCGAGCACUCGAACCCGUCAAUAUCUGAUUGGAUAACCGCCCAAGAAUUAGUAACCGUUGAAAAAAUUGAAUGGGCCAUAAACAGCUUUCUACCUUUUAAAUCAGCUGGUUUGGAUGGUAUAUUCCCCGCGCUCCUAGUGUGGGGACAACAGGUUAUCGUGCAAAGCUUAGCGAAUAUUUUUAAGGCUUGCUUAGCACAUAACUACAUUCCUAAACAGUGGAGAGAGGUGAAAGCAACCUUUAUUCCUAAAUCAGGAAAAAGUGACUACACGGAUCCAAAGUCCUACAGACCUAUUAGUUUAACGUCGUUUCUACUAAAGACCCUAGAAAGACUUUGUGACAGACACAUACGAGAUAAUAAUCUCAAACGAAAACCAUUACAUAACAGCCAACAUGCCUAUAUCGCUGGCAAAUCGACCGAAACAGCACUCCAUAGCGUAGUGAACAAAAUUGAGUGUGCGCUAACAAACAAAGAAUCAACACUAGGUGCCUUUAUAGACAUAGAAGGGGCCUUUGAUAAAACAAACUUCGAUAGUAUCAACAUUGCCUUAACCAAAUAUAAUGUUAAUCCAACUCUACGGGGUUGGAUAAAUAAUAUGUUAAAGUUAAGAGCAGUACAACUCAACCUAAAUGGGACAACCAGAUGCAUUGUAGCUAAAGGCUGCCCUCAAGGCGGGGUCCUUUCACCUCUACUGUGGAAUCUGGUAGUUGACGACCUGCUUAGACAACUCAACAGCAGCGGCUUCUAUACAGUCGGCUAUGCAGAUGACCUCACCAUCCUCAUUAGUGGGAAAUUCGAGAACCUCCAUUGUAGCGUUAUGCAGGCCGCAAUGAAGAUUGUCGAGCAAUGGUGCAGGGAGUAUCGACUAAAAGUCAAUCCCAGUAAAACAGAAUUAGUCCUAUUUACUAACAAGAGAAAACUCAAUAACAUGAGCUUGCCUACAUUAUUUGGUACUCAACUAACACUUUCAACCGAAGUGAAAUAUCUUGGCAUAACGCUAGAUAACAAGUUGAACUGGAACAAACAUCUCGAUAACAAAAUAAAACAGGCUACGAUCGCUUUCUGGCAGUGUAAGCGAAUGUUAGGAAAAACCUGGGGCCUUAAACCAAAAUUAACAUUAUGGCUGUACAAAGCUGUCAUACGACCUACCAUAACUUACGGUUCUGUAGUCUGGUGGCCCAGAACAGAACUUAGCUCAGUAAAAAACAAGCUGCAAAAGCUACAAAGGCUUGCAUGUGUAGCCAUCACAGGAUGCAUGAAAUCAACACCCACGGCCGCACUUGAGGUACUUCUCGACCUUCCACCAUUACAUCUCGUGGUGAAACAGGAAGCAGCUGCCGCCGCUUUUAGACUAAGAGCAGCUGGCCUCUGGGCAAAUAACUCAACAGCGUCACACACAUCCAUUAUGUUGGAAGCCAUAAAACAUCAACCAAUGAUGGCAGCCAUUGGUGAUCGAAUACCGCUUAUCCAUAUAUUUAAAAGGCACUAUAACAUUCAAUUGCAUGAAGAACCAAGAGAUCAGUCCAGUAUAUAUGAACUGAGAAUUUACACUGAUGGAUCCAAAAAAACGUCAGGUACGGGUGCUGGUGUCCACUCCGAUGACCUAAACAUUCAUUUUUCACUGGCACUAAGCAAAUACAACACAAUCUUUCAGGCUGAAUGUGUU
This is a messenger RNA of Plutella xylostella (diamondback moth), 4738 nucleotides long. RefSeq lists its product as uncharacterized. NCBI's taxonomy places the organism in Eukaryota, Metazoa, Arthropoda, Insecta, Lepidoptera, Plutellidae. The record is from RefSeq and is a predicted model, not a curated record.